This is a messenger RNA of Parnassius apollo (apollo), 519 nucleotides long. NCBI's taxonomy places the organism in Eukaryota, Metazoa, Arthropoda, Insecta, Lepidoptera, Papilionidae. The record is from the annotation of a GenBank genome assembly.
AUGAGUAUAUUACGAUCCCCAUCCGGACGUGGAAGCUCUCAACCUCACUUAUCAAUUUUAAAUACUGAAACAACCGACAUACAAUACAUAACUUUUCGGACAAAGAAGAAACACCCUGAACAUGAUUGUAUCAGCUGUGAACAGUUUGCCGAUUUUCGUAAAGAAAUGACCAGUAUUUUAAGAGAUUUUGUUGAAUCACAAAACAAAAUUCUGGCAUCCCUAGUUGCUACAAACGAGAAAAUAGAUAAAUUUGAAGCCAACAUUGAAGUGCUAAACAUAAAAUCAGACAACAAAAGUAUUGCAAUAGAUUUAAGCUGCGAUGAAAUAUUUUCUGAAUUACAAGAACGAUAUCUCAGAGAAAAAAAUUUAACAAUUGUUGGAGUCCCAGAAGCCAAAGGAGAAAACUCCAAACAAAGAUCUGCUUCUAAUACAGGUGAAGUUUUAAAAGUAAUAAAAAUUACAUUUCCAGAAUGUCCUGAUCCUAUUCAAGUACGACGUAUCGGUAAAUAUAGCCCUUAG